AGGUUUGGAGACACAGGCAAAGGGAGAGAGACCGAGAGGAAUACUUGCAGAGCCAGCAGGGAGCCGGGCAGCUCCUUCCCAGACGUUGGAGACCCUCCGCCUCUCCAGAUGGAAAGGUGAUAGGACCUCAUGGGAGACCCCAGAACUGAGGCCCCAGGAUGACAGAACCCGAGACCCUGGCCCUGCUGGAAGUGAAGGGGUCUGAGGCCCUGGAGAAGAGCCCACCCCAGGCAUUGGUCCCCAAUGGCCGGCAGCCAGAAGGGGAAGGUGAGGCUGAGUCCCAUGGAGCUGAGUCCUCCAAGGUGGGGUCUUCAGCUGGGUCUACCAUGGCCGGAGAGGGGGCUGAGGAUGGUCUCGACAGCACAGUGAGUGAGGCUGCCACCUUGCCCUGGGGGACUGGCCCCCAGCCCAGUGCCCCAUUCCCAGACCCCCCCGGGUGGCGGGACAUUGAGCCCGAGCCCCUCCAGUCAGAGCCACCCACCAAGCUAGAGGAGUUGUCCGAAGAUGAUGCCAACCUGCUGCCCGAGAAGGCGGCCCGGGCCUUCGUGCCCAUCGACCUCCAGUGCAUCGAGCGGCGGCCCCAGGAGGACCCGGUUGUGCGCUGUGAGGCAGGCGAGGGAGAGCGCCGCCGGGCCUGCCUGCCGGCCCGGGCCACCCAGCCCGAGCCCUGUGAGCGCAAGUGGGCCGAAGCCGUGGUGAGGCCGCCUGGCCACUCCUGCGGGGGCUGUGGGGGCUGCAGAGGCCGUGAGGGGCUGAAGGCCGUGGCCUCAGUGGGAGCUGCCCUCAUUCUCUUCCCCUGCCUGCUAUAUGGGGCCUACGCCUUCCUGCCUUUCGACGCCCCGCGGCUGCCUACCAUGAGCUCCCGCCUCAUCUACACGCUGCGCUGCGGGGUCUUUGCCACCUUCCCCAUCGUACUGGGGCUGCUGGUGUACGGACUGAGCCUCUUGUGCUUCUCGGCCCUGCGGCCCUUUGGGGAGCCGCGGCGGGAGGUGGAGAUCCACCGGCGCUACGUGGCCCAGUCGGUCCAGCUCUUCAUCCUGUACUUCUUCAACCUGGCCGUGCUCUCCACCUACCUGCCCCAAGAGACCCUCAAACUGCUCCCUCUGCUCACUGGUCUCUUUGCUGUCUCCCGGCUGAUAUACUGGCUGACCUUCGCCGUGGGCCGCUCCUUCCGAGGCUUUGGCUACGGCCUCACGUUCCUGCCGCUGCUGUCCAUGCUGGUGUGGAACCUCUACUACAUGUUCGUGGUGGAGCCCGAGCGCAUGCUUACUGCUGCCGAGAGCCGCCUGGACUACCCCGACCACGCCCGCUCUGCCUUGGACCACAGGCCUCGGCCCUGGGGCUGAGUACCCACCCCAGCCCUGGCGCCUCGGGGAA
This is a messenger RNA of Odobenus rosmarus divergens (Pacific walrus), 1377 nucleotides long. It is a transcript of the gene TMEM79, whose product is annotated as transmembrane protein 79. The coding region runs from base 159 to 1346 and encodes 395 amino acids. Gene Ontology annotation, cellular component: trans-Golgi network membrane; lysosomal membrane. The record is from RefSeq and is a predicted model, not a curated record. The transcript is spliced from 4 exons. Lineage: Eukaryota; Metazoa; Chordata; Mammalia; Carnivora; Odobenidae. Gene Ontology annotation, biological process: regulated exocytosis.